AUGACUUCUGUCCUACAAAAGACUGUGACUUCCGCCUCCCGUCUCCUCAAGGACCAGUCUCUCCUGAAGACUGAUGUGUGCUACGUGAAUGGUGAAUGGGUCAAGGCCGCCUCCGGCAAGACCUUCGAGGUCCACGACCCGGCGACCGGCGAGCUGAUCGGCACAUGCCCCGAGUUCGACGCCAAGGAUACCGCAAAGGCCGUCAGUGUCGCCGAGGCCGCCUUUGAGUCGUUCCGGCAUCAGACCGGACGACAGCGUUCGAAGCUGCUUCGAAAAUGGUAUGAUUUGAUGAUGGAGAACGCCGAGGAUCUGACCACCCUCAUCACCUGGGAGAACGGCAAGCCUGUUGCGGACGCCAAAGGCGAGGUUACCUACGCCGCCAACUUCCUGGAGUGGUUCAGUGAGGAGGCACCGCGCAUCUACGGUGACACAAUCCCCUCAUCUGUGCCUACCAACCGUGUCUGGACGACCAAGGAGCCGAUUGGUGUUUGCGGACUCAUCACCCCUUGGAACUUCCCUGCCGCCAUGAUCACGCGCAAGAUCGGACCCGCCGUCGCUGCUGGCUGUACCACUGUUUGCAAGGCUCCUGGUGAGACACCAUUCACGGCCCUUGCUCUUGCCGAGCUUGCAGACCGUGCUGGUAUUCCCAAGGGCGUUGUUAACGUUAUCACUGCUUUGAAGACAACAGUUCAGGUCGGCGAGGAGCUUACUACGAACCCUGUUGUUCGCAAAAUCUCAUUCACUGGCUCUACUGGUGUAGGAAAGCUCCUCAUGAAGCAGUGCUCUGGAACGCUGAAGAAGCUGUCUCUCGAGCUUGGUGGAAACGCUCCAUUCAUUGUCUUCGACGAUGCUGAUAUUGACGCCGCUGUUAUUGGUGCCAUCAACUCCAAAUUCAGGUCAUCCGGCCAGACUUGUGUUUGCGCGAACAGGAUAUUCGUUCAGAAGGGUGUCUACGACGAGUUCUCCCAGAAGUUUGCGGCGAAGGUUGAGGAGUUCAAGGUCGGAAACGGCUUCAAGCAGGGAAUCACACACGGCCCCUUGAUCCACGACAGAGCUGUCGACAAGGUCGAGCAACACGUUCGGGAUGCUGAGAAGAAGGGUGCCAAGAUUAUCCUCGGUGGCCACAAGCUGCCCGACGAGGGUGCGAACUUCUACCAGCCAACCGUUAUCACCGGCAUGACCGCCAACAUGGCGAUGGCAACUGAGGAGACAUUCGGCCCUGUCGCCGGAUUGUUCCCCUUCGAGACUGAAGAGGAGGUGGUCAAGAUUGCCAACUCUACACCUGUCGGUCUCGCAGGCUACUUCUACUCUCGCGACCUUGCGAGGGUAUACAGAGUAGCGGAGCACUUGGAGGUCGGUAUGGUGGGUGUCAACGUUGGUAUCAUCUCAGAUCCUGCUGCGCCGUUUGGUGGUGUGAAGGAGUCUGGAUUUGGAAGGGAAGGCUCACAUCACGGAAUCGGAGAGUACCAGAUUACGAAGAUGGUCACAUACGGUGGUGUUAGCCAGGGGCUGCAGACCAAAUAG
This is a messenger RNA of Phaeoacremonium minimum UCRPA7, 1524 nucleotides long. RefSeq names its product putative succinate-semialdehyde dehydrogenase protein. NCBI's taxonomy places the organism in Eukaryota, Fungi, Ascomycota, Sordariomycetes, Togniniales, Togniniaceae. The transcript is spliced from 2 exons. The coding region runs from base 1 to 1524 and encodes 507 amino acids. Gene Ontology annotation, biological process: GABA catabolic process. Gene Ontology annotation, molecular function: succinate-semialdehyde dehydrogenase (NAD+) activity. The record is from RefSeq and is a predicted model, not a curated record.